Messenger RNA from Vanessa tameamea, 1747 nucleotides. RefSeq names its product protein gooseberry (gene gsb). Gene Ontology annotation, biological process: anatomical structure development; regulation of transcription by RNA polymerase II. Gene Ontology annotation, molecular function: DNA-binding transcription factor activity, RNA polymerase II-specific; RNA polymerase II cis-regulatory region sequence-specific DNA binding. NCBI's taxonomy places the organism in Eukaryota, Metazoa, Arthropoda, Insecta, Lepidoptera, Nymphalidae. The record is from RefSeq and is a predicted model, not a curated record. The transcript is spliced from 6 exons. The coding region runs from base 229 to 1644 and encodes 471 amino acids.
ACUUGAGAGUCGAAAUACAUCUUUACAUCACACGUCAGUGGCCACCGAGCUGUCUUCAAAGUAACACGGAUUAGACACACGCUGUUUCCUUUUACGUAAUCAUGCCUGCGUGCAACUUGUGAUUGUAGUGUAAGACUGAUAUUGUGAUUUUCCGGGACUUUUGCGUGCGCUAGGACUGAUUUGGUGCUUGGAGUAGCGUUCUCUACGUAAAGUUCUGCUUCCGUGUCAAUGGCUGUUUCAACGUUGAACAUGACUCCGUACUUUACAGGAUAUUCAUUCCAAGGACAAGGUCGUAUGAACCAGUUGGGUGGAGUUUUCAUCAACGGUCGUCCAUUACCAAACCACAUCAGGCUGAAGAUCGUGGAGAUGGCGGCGGCGGGCGUGCGGCCUUGCGUCAUCUCGCGUCAACUCCGCGUCUCGCACGGCUGCGUCUCAAAGAUUCUUAACAGAUACCAAGAAACCGGUUCAAUACGCCCUGGUGUUAUCGGAGGUUCGAAACCGAGGGUAGCAACGCCCGAAGUUGAGAACAGGAUCGAAGAGCUCAAGAGACAAAACCCAGGUAUAUUCUCCUGGGAAAUUAGAGAUAAAUUAAUAAAAGAAGGCAUUUGUGAUAAAAACACUGCCCCAUCAGUCAGUUCGAUUUCGCGACUUAUAAGAGGAGGCAAAAGGGAUGAAUCAGAUCCUAGAAGAAACCACAGUAUUGAUGGUAUUCUAGGUCCAUCGUCUUGUGAAGACUCCGAUACAGAGUCGGAACCCGGCAUUACGCUGAAGCGGAAACAACGAAGGUCUAGAACAACCUUUUCCGGAGAUCAACUUGAGGCUUUAGAACGAGCUUUUACAAGAACGCAAUAUCCUGACGUUUAUACGCGAGAAGAAUUAGCGCAGAAGACCAAACUCACAGAAGCUAGAGUUCAGGUGUGGUUCUCGAACCGAAGAGCACGUCUACGGAAGCAAUUAAAUUCCCAACAACUAAGUGCCUUCAAUACAAUGUCCUUACAAUCUGCCUUCCCAUCAGUUCAUCAACAAUACGAACCACCGUCUUCUUUCAAUGCUCAAUGUGCUUCAUGGCAGCAAUCAUAUUCUUCUGCGUUAGGUUCUAGUUCCGUUCUUAAUUCUGCAUUAGCACCUUCUCUGCACCAAUCAGCGUUAGCUACUCCUGUAUGCCAGUCAGCUCUUGCAGCUUCGUCAUUGCAUCCACCCACUUCAAGUUCAUUUCCAUCUGGGAACUUGACCCCAUUAUCUCAUUCUUCUGAACUACCAACGCCUUUACAAGCAUCGUCUGACGCUACUCCUCCUAGUACGAGCCCAACUGCAGCGAGUCCGACUGCUAACCAUAGUAGUGGAAUUACCUAUCAACAUCCAACGUAUGCAAAUGGCACCGAGACGGUCUCCCAUCCAUACGGAUAUGGCGACUACGCUAAACAAGAGCACAUGGCAGCCCACAAUCACUGGACAUCGAGACAGCUCAGUGGUCAUCAUCAAAAUAAAUUAGCCGAAGUCAGCGCCUGGCCAGAAAAUUAUAGUUCCUUCUUCGGUACAAACCAUUCACACUACGCGUCCCACGCACAUUCUCCUACGGAAGCGAAAUCGGGAUACCCUUAUAUUGGACAACUUGGCGGCAUGGAUAUGGGGAGAGUUCACUAAUGAUAUACAUACGUUUAUUUUACGUUCGGUUGUUUAAUAAAUAAUAUAUCAAUAUUUUUAAGGUGCUCGAACUAAAUGUAACAUCAGUGCCUUUAUUGUAAAA